GUGUCUUCUCGUUUCGUCUGAACUGUCUACACCGCCAUCCUCAGCGAGCCGUGGGGGGUCGCCUCUCUUUUGGAUCGGAAUUGGCGUUGGGCUCUCAGCACUAUUUUCAUGUAAAUAUGCAAUGCAACGAGCUUUCAAGACGUUAAUGGGACAGAUGAAUUCUCAAAAUAACCAAUUCGACAAUACAGCUUUUCCUUCAGGGUCACCUUUUCCAUUUCCAAUGCCUGUUACACCAGUGCCUUCCACCUCAAUGGCUCCAGCUGCUUCUAGAUCUGCAGUUACAGUAGAUGUGCCGGCGACAAAUGUAGAGACUACACCAGCAACUAUUGCCAUAGAUGAAACAGAAGUAAAAAAGGAAUCUAAGAAACCUGAUUUUGUAGAUGUUUCUCCGGAAGAAGCUGAGCAAAAGAGUCCUUAUGAAAGCUUUAAAGAUGUCACCGGAACAAGUUCAUCCAAGGACACUCAGACUGCUGGGGCGGUUUCCCAAAAUGGAGCUGCGUCUAAGCCUGUGGAUGGUUCCCAAUGGUCCAAAUCUACCAGUACCUCUGCUGGUUUUGAGGGCACCCCAUCUCCCGGAAAAUCUAUUUUGUCAGUGGAAGCUUUGGAGAAAAUGAUGGAAGAUCCAGCAGUGCAGAAGCUUGUUUAUCCUCAUUUACCUGAGGAGUUGAGGAAUCCUGACACCUUCAAUUAAAUAACAUGAUGAGUGAAAAUGGUGAGUGGGACGAGCAUCUGAUAGAUUCUUUCAAAAAUUUUGAUCUUAACAGUCCUGAGCUUAAGCAGCAGUUUGAUCAAAUUGGG
Messenger RNA from Juglans regia (Persian walnut), 798 nucleotides. Its product is annotated as protein TIC 40, chloroplastic-like. The transcript is spliced from 9 exons. The record is from RefSeq and is a predicted model, not a curated record. Lineage: Eukaryota; Viridiplantae; Streptophyta; Magnoliopsida; Fagales; Juglandaceae. Bases 122 to 691 code for a protein of 189 amino acids. Gene Ontology annotation, biological process: protein import into chloroplast stroma; chloroplast organization. Gene Ontology annotation, cellular component: chloroplast inner membrane; chloroplast thylakoid membrane.